AUGCUGGCUUCUUGUUCGCUUGACCGGCCACCGUGUCCGUCACUAUUGAGUGGUGCCACUGCGAGACCAGCAAUACGUGAUUUGGGUCGUCCACGUCGUACAACAAGCGGUGGGGCUCUCGAGCGUCUGCUUGCCGCACAAUUAGCGAUCCGAAGAUACCGUUCGCUACAUCGACACCUGAAAAGAGAUCUUUUAGUGCGAGUGCCAGAGAUGAGUCCCAGGGACAGAAGCCCGAAACUUGUAUUGAAAAGUAGUGUAACUUGGAAUAGGACAUUGUGUCACAAGUGGUACUCCGUCCAUACAGGGAGUUUCACGUUGAGUUUGUCCACGCCAGUGUAUCGAGGCGGCCUUUCCCGGAAGCCGGUUUACGACAUCAACGACCAAUUCAGACUGUGCAUGAAUUACCUGGAUGCUGGGUCCAGGCAGUUGCCGAUUCGCGGUAAGAAUUCCUCUAUGAUGCCCGUCAGCGGACACACAGUACUUGGCAAGACAAGCGGUCUCAUUGGCUGGGCAGUUUCCACAGGCCCUGAAAAAAAAAAAAAUCCAAAAUGUCAGCAGGAUACAGCAUGA
Molecule: messenger RNA, 570 nt
Organism: Cotesia congregata
Lineage: Eukaryota; Metazoa; Arthropoda; Insecta; Hymenoptera; Braconidae
Source: the annotation of a GenBank genome assembly